UGGGUUGGGAAAAUUGUCAUUUAUUUAUUUAUAUGAUUUAAAAAAUACUAAACAUAUAGUCUAGGCCAACGAUUAUUAAAAACAAAUAAUAUUAUUUUAUUACAUUGUUUUUUAAGCAAUUUCUCAAUGCAUUCAUCUUGGUUAACCUCUUGUCAUUGUUUUCUAAUUUAUAACACAUGAACUAUUUCAGUGCUAAGUAGGUGAAAUGGAGUAGCCAAGGAGAGAACUGUACCCUGUCUGGGAAUAGCAGAACUAUACUUGGCUCAUGCGGUCUAAAAAUUGUACCUUCUGAAGUGAUAAUGUGGACGCAGGCGUUUGUUUCUAUUGGUGCUUUAGACUGUCAUUCGUCUUCUGUAGCCCUGAGGUUGGCUAAUUACACAGACACUAUAGGAUAAUCCCGGUUAACAGAAGCUGAUGUCAGAUUGGUUUGGCUUACCACAAAUCCCCUCUAGUUGAGGUAGGCAAUGCGCGACAGGCUUGCAGUCACUACUGCAGAAGAAGUGGAGGGAGUGCGUGACUGCUCUGGAAUUUCCUUUCUGAUGGGCUGUCAGUUUACCUGCUAACCUGCAUGUUUUACUAACCAAAUGGAGCUGCACUUGAUUUGAUACGCUCAAGCUCUAUUGCGACGUCUCCGCGCGCGCAGGGCCGCAUCUUAACGUUUUUGUCGCGUUUGCGAAAUGGGGACCGUGCUAUCUGUAUCCCCUAUAGUAACUAAAGGGACCAUUCUGGAAGAUGAAGGAGACGAAGGCAAUGGAAAAAUCGAGAAAAGCCUUAAAAAGCAGUCAGUGGUCGUGUCCAUGCUCACGUUUAAGCGGCUAGUGACUUCAUCGGGUAAGAAAAAAAGUGCCAAGAAAGUAAAUCCGAAUCCUCCUCCGCUGCCAGAGAGCAGCAACGGCCAGGUCGGGCAUCUGAACCAGGAGAACUUCAGGAAAUCGCAACAAUCGACCAACACCGAGCGGAAAACGAAAAAUGGACCUCUUGCGGUGCCCAUCCCCACGGUUCCAUCACAUCUAGCUCAGGAUAAUGACCAGCUCACUCCAGUAGCGAAGCAACUGGUGUCGGUUCAGAAGCAGCCCAGCAGCCGGUCGCUUCUCUCGCCAAGGCGCGUUAUCGUCCAGGCCUCCACCGGGGAGCUGCUACGUUGCCUAGGUGAAUUCGUGUGCAAACGGUGCUGCAAAGUUAAGGAACUAACCUCAAAUGAGGUCAUUCUUUGGUUCCGCAACGUGGACAGGACUCUGCUGCUGCAGGGCUGGCAGGACCACGGGUUCAUCACGCCUGCUAACCUCGUGUUCGUCUAUCUGCUCGUUAGGGAAACUGUAACCAAUGAUGUUGACAAUCCACGUGAACUCCACGGGACCUUUCUGACCUGCCUCUAUCUGGCGUAUUCCUACAUCGGAAACGAGAUCUCGUACCCUCUCAAGCCCUUCAUGGUCGACACCAACGCGGACGUGUUCUGGGAACGUUCGUUAGAUGUCAUCGAUAAACUGAGCGGUAAAAUGCUGCAGAUUAACAUGGACCCGCACUUUUUCACAGAGGUUUUCCAAGACUUGAAAAACGAAGGAGACUAUAAGAAGGAUGGAAGCGAACUGGACCGCUAAAUGUGAUCAAAAUCUGAGCCGAUAUGAAUUACUACUGAUUUAUUGGGUGUAAUUGUAAUUUGAGUUACUGUUGCGUUGCACCACGAGCCGAUUUAUCAAUAUUUAUGACAGUGUUUUGCUGGCUUUGUUUUAACAGUAUUAAGUAGCCCCGGUGUAGUGAUUUAUACUAGCCAACAUGGCUUCACCGGUGCAAAAUGCAUGUCGUAUAGAUUUGUAUCUGUUGAUGUGAUUCACAUUCUUACAUAAAAAAGGAAAGUACAAAUUAACGUUUAUUCUAUAUAAUUGUCCUUCUCAGCUGUCAUUACUAUGUUAUCUGGGUCACUAUCCUCCUGAGACCCAAAGAAAAGUUUAUUUUUUUAGGCUAAGCAUUACUUUUGUUUUACGUAAGUGUUUGGAGUAUAAUAAACAUAAUAUUCAUAUUUACAGUUCUACAAUUUAUGUUAUAUAUUGGCCACAUUAUUAAAGAUUUGGACCUUGCUAUGUCAAGGCUUAAAAUGUAUCUUUCAAAACAUUACAGUGGACAAGUGGCUGGGUCUCAGGAGGAUAAAGCUACAUUUGAAGAGAUGUGAAUGGAACUAUCCAAGGUGCUGACCUGACUUAUAUGUGCUCAUGUUGCUCUAUUGACUGACGCCUGUCUCCAGCCAUUCUGGAUGUGAAACUUGAAAGCGUUUUCUCUUCACUGAGAUGUUCUAUGUGCCAAUCCAUGUGUGAUCAUAGGAAAAUGUGUUUUUUAUUCACAAUGGUUUGAGAAAAAUGGGCAGAUCUUGCAUUGAGAUUAUUUUAUAUUUUGACAUGAUCUUGCUUGAAUGAAAUAAAAUCCAGUCUAACUGGUUUUGUUGAUCAAUAAUGCAUGCAUCGAGCUCAUUGUUGGACUGACCACGUGCCAUUUGACUAAAUAUCCAACG
Molecule: messenger RNA, 2503 nt
Organism: Ctenopharyngodon idella (grass carp)
Lineage: Eukaryota; Metazoa; Chordata; Actinopteri; Cypriniformes; Xenocyprididae
Gene: cdk5r2b
Product: cyclin-dependent kinase 5, regulatory subunit 2b (p39)
Exons: 1
Coding region: 678-1598 (306 amino acids)
Biological process (GO): brain development; activation of protein kinase activity; positive regulation of cyclin-dependent protein serine/threonine kinase activity
Cellular component (GO): protein kinase 5 complex; cytoplasm
Molecular function (GO): protein kinase binding; cyclin-dependent protein serine/threonine kinase activator activity
Source: RefSeq, a predicted model, not a curated record